UCAGCGGAACGUUCUUUGACAGUCUUGUAGUUUUACUGUCAUGUCUGUCCGAAUCGGAAAAGCUGCUCGCAGUUUGCUUAAUCCGGUUGUGGGGCUCUUGCGGCCCUCAGCCUCGGCCGUUAGUCGGAGUUAUGCCGCUGUGACUGAAGCCAGAGCGUUGCUGGAGAAUGAACUCGACUCGAUCCGAGCUGCGGGGACGUGGAAAGCAGAGAGAAUCAUCACGUCCCAACAGGGUCCACACAUCAACGUGGACGGCAGCAGUGGCAGCAUUUUGAAUUUCUGUGCCAACAACUACCUCGGACUGUCCAGUCAUCCCGAUGUGGUCCAGGCAGGGUUAGACGCUCUUAGAACACAUGGUGCUGGCCUUAGUUCUGUGAGGUUCAUCUGUGGCACACAGGAUCUGCACAAAAACCUGGAGAAGAAGAUUGCAGAGUUUCACGAGAGGGAGGACUGUAUCCUCUAUGCCAGUUGUUUUGAUGCAAAUGCUGGACUGUUUGAGGUUCUGUUGGGUCCCGAUGAUGCAGUCCUGUCUGAUGAGCUGAACCAUGCCUCCAUCAUUGAUGGGAUCCGUCUGUGUCAUGCAAAGAGACUACGCUAUAAACACUUGGACCUCAGUGAUCUCGAGAAUAAGCUUCAAGAGUCCCAGUCUUCCCGUAUGCGUCUGAUUGUCACAGAUGGAGUUUUCUCCAUGGAUGGAGACGUGGCUCCUUUACCUAGAAUCUGUGACCUUGCUGAGCGGUACGGAGCCCUGGUGUUUAUAGAUGAAUGCCAUGCCACGGGCUUCCUGGGGCCCCGAGGCAGAGGGACAGAUGAGCUCCUGGGAGUGAUGGACAGAGUUCACAUUAUAAACUCCACCCUAGGAAAAGCACUGGGAGGAGCAGCUGGUGGUUACACAGUUGGCCCAAAACCUCUCAUUGACCUGCUGAGGCAGCGUUCACGACCGUACUUGUUCUCUAACUCGCUUCCUCCCCCCGUGGUCGGCUGUGCCACAAAGGCCGUGGAGCUGCUGCUGGCCUCCAAUCAGAUUGCACAGAGCAUGGCGGCCAAAACAAUGAAGUUCAGGAACAGGAUGACAGAAGCUGGUUUCACCAUCACAGGCUCGACUCACCCCAUCUGUCCUGUGAUGCUCGGAGAUGCACGGCUGGCCUCGGUGAUGGCCGAUGACAUGCUGAAGCUCGGAGUCUAUGUGAUUGGAUUCUCCUACCCAGUUGUACCAAAGGGCAAAGCAAGAAUCCGUGUUCAGAUUUCAGCAGCACACACAGAGGAAGACAUCGACCAUUGUGUUGAAGCGUUCAUCCAGACAGGAAAAAAGCACGGAGUCAUUUCUUAAGUACGACAGAAGAGCAGAGACCAGGAUUUGCCAGUCAGAAUGAAUCACUAAGUAUAGGGCUGGUUGCAAAUUUACAUACAUAAAAACUUUUACAACUCAUUUUUUAACUGCGCAAUACUCCAUUUUAUCACAUGCUGCGUGUUAAGGCAGUUGGAAUGGCUAGUUUAUUUCUAUAUACAUUUAUUGUCAAAACAAUAAUUCCAUGAUAAAACUUACAAGGUUUUAUUCACUUUAUCAAGUUUUCAGGUGGUCCACAGUUUUCAAACACCAAAUUGAUUGCCUCUUUAUACCGUAUAGAAGAUUUCAAUAGAUUCAACAAGGGGAGGUGAUGGUCUAGUGGUUAAGGUGUUGGGCCUGACUGGAAAAUCACUAAGGGCACUUGGGCAAGGUCCUUAAUCCCUUAUUGCUCCCGGUGUGUAGUGAGCGCCAUGUAUGGCAGCACCCUAACAUCGGGGUGAAUGUGAGGCAUAAUUGUAAAGCGCUUUGAGCGUCUGAUGCAGAUGGAAAAGCGCAAUAUAAAUGCAGUCCAUUUACCAUUCAACAAACUGAUGGAAUUACCUCUAUAAAAGCUUCUGAAUGACUAAUGGUCAGAAUUAGAUGCUAAUUGGGCAACAUUUUGGCUGUAUUUAAGGAGUUACCCAAAGAGCCAUAGUGUCUUCUUACAUUUCAGACCAUAAUAAUGAUGGGUGCAAGAAUGAGGAUAAAAGAGUGAAAUUUGGCCCAGACAUUCACCAUAUAAUUUAAAAUCAUCUCAGAGGUGGAGCCAAUUGCUAGGCAACUUUUUCCUUAGCAACCAGGAUGUUGGAUGCCUCCAUAUAAAUUUUACACAUCAAUAACAUUGUUUUUUAAUACCCGUAACAUGAAUUUACAAAUUAGCUUUGAUUUGAAGUUGUAUAAAUGAAGUCGGAAAGCUCCUAUUCGUGCACACAGGGUGCCAGAUGUCAGCCUUUCUUCCCGCCAAGGCCACCCCAAGCACAGUGUUGCAAGGUGGACACUACUGGGGAUCCGAUGUACAACCACACCAUAUUGUGAGUCGCUAUCUCCUGCUGAGUAGGAAUGGACUUGCCCAGAACACUGGAGACCCAUUUGGUCAACCUUGCCCGAAGCCAGUGCAUUCUGCCUGGAGCUGUUUAAAUGUACAUGAAGGGGCAGAUGUGCAGACUGCAAAUGUGUACAAGUGACUUUCCAGUGCAGUGAUUCCUGCACAUGCAGGGGAAACUGUGGCCAUGCUUGAAUUGACCCUGCCAUGUAUGUAUUAUCUCUUGUCAAGCAACAAAGCAAACAACUCUAAAUAUCUUUAUAUGGAUAUAAAGUAGGCAUUCUAAUUGAAUCAAACUAAUUGAGAUAAGUCUGAUCACAUGGGCUGUGUGGUAUAGUCCAUGGGCCAAGCAGGUUUUCAGUACUACUUGGGAGAAUUAAACAACACAGUACAGUCCAACCUCAGUGUGCCAUGGCCACCCCAGGAAGGCAGCUAUAGCCAGACAGGGGUCAACGAAGGAUUACACAGAGGUUGAAAAGCAUUCCACAUUAUUUGUCCAGUCAAAAAGAUUCUGAAAAGGUACAGUCUGAACUAUCUACCUAACUGCUAUCAAGUAAGUCAAAAUUGGUUUUGGGCUCAUGGAUGAAAAGGGGGAACUUAAGUAGUCUGAAGUACUUCAGACAAGUUGUAUGAAAACUUGUGACCUCAUCUGUAGUUCUAAAACCGCUUCUGUUGCAAACUGUUACUCAAGACUUAUGAGUGGUUAAUAUUAGUUUCAUUUUUUCAGUCACUUUUUGCUUGCUGAAUAAAUACAUUUUCCUAAUG
Molecule: messenger RNA, 3134 nt
Organism: Thalassophryne amazonica
Lineage: Eukaryota; Metazoa; Chordata; Actinopteri; Batrachoidiformes; Batrachoididae
Gene: gcat
Product: glycine C-acetyltransferase
Exons: 9
Coding region: 41-1330 (429 amino acids)
Biological process (GO): biosynthetic process; L-threonine catabolic process
Molecular function (GO): glycine C-acetyltransferase activity; pyridoxal phosphate binding
Source: RefSeq, a predicted model, not a curated record